This is a messenger RNA of Daldinia caldariorum, 1506 nucleotides long. RefSeq lists its product as uncharacterized. The transcript has 3 exons. Lineage: Eukaryota; Fungi; Ascomycota; Sordariomycetes; Xylariales; Hypoxylaceae. The coding region runs from base 184 to 1374 and encodes 396 amino acids. The record is from RefSeq and is a predicted model, not a curated record.
GCUUAUCAUUGCCUACAACUCCUUCCAUCUGUACGACGCUCCUACAGUACAAUUUUCUAAGCGGCUUUUCGAUUUAACGGAAUACAUCUUUGGAAACCAUGUUUAUUCAUUUUCUACCUGUUACUGUUCAGCGAGACCAACCACAUUUGACCAAACACAAAACAUUUCAGAUUCAGAUCCCAUAUGCCGCAUGCCACAUGCCACAAAAGCAACGCUGGCCUUAAUCCUUUCCAUUCUAACAUGUCAACUGGCAUUACAUCACAAGAGUAUAUUGGCUGGCAGGCUGAAGUUGUUGUCGGCGUUUUCACAGCUAUCCAAGUGUUUGUUGUGGCUUUUCGUUUCUAUGCACGAUCUCUCACGGCGAGUCGGUACGGAUUAGACGACUGGUUGGUGUUAGCUGCUUUACUCACCCAACUCGUGCAAGGAGGCAUAAUAAUAAAUAGCGUCAGACGAGGGACCGUUGGGUAUCAUUCCGGGUAUCUGGAGGAGACUCGUCCAGAAGCUGUUACCUUAUUCUUGAAACAUCUCGUGGCUAUCUCAAUUUUGUAUUCAGCAGCAAUCUGGAUUUCGAAAUUAUCAAUAUGCAUACUUUAUAGGCGUUUGUUCCCACAGCGCCUUGUGUAUAUUCUAUUGUGCAUAAUUGUCAGUAUUAUGAUAAGCACAAGUAUUGUCGCCGUCAUUUUACUCUUCGUCGCCUGCAGACCUUUUUGGACAAACUGGGCCGCGCCUUCUAUACAAAGCACUUAUUGUAUAGAUAAAGAGGCGCUGUUUGUCUGGAGCUCGCUGCCCAAUGUCGUUACAGACGCGGUUAUGCUCGCCAUACCACUUCCUAUUGUGUGGAGGUUGCAGGUAUCAAGGAAUCUCAAGAUUGCAUUAACAUUUACCUUCUUUAUCGGUAGUAUCGGCCUCGUAGCAUCUAUACUCCGAUUAGUAGCGUUUCAUAAUACUAAUUCUUUUACUGAUGCUACGUAUAAUGCCGUGGAACUGGUCAUCUGGACAAUAGCGGAGCCUGGCAUUUAUCUUAUCUCGGCUUGUCUGCUUGUUUACCGUCCGUUGCUAGAGAAGAUCCGUAUAGCCGUCUCUCUAGUUCGGAGCAAGAUGAUUACCCCGAGGGCAAGCGGCGCCAGAUCCGAUAAUUAUGAGCUAGGGUCAAUACCGUACGAGAGACAACAGGGCAACAACCAAGGAAACAGGAACAGUGACAUCGAGCAGCUCUGGGGUCAAGAUAAUAACAGUCAAAGUGUUCUGCAUGCCGACGCCCAGGUCAUCGAAGCUCAAACAAAUCGGCAUAUGAACCCAUCUCACGGCAACGAGAGCGAGACUGGUAUUACACGGACUAUAGCUAUUCAACAAACCUGGAACACAGCUUAUUGAAAGUUAGUUUGGAUGGCGGUUUUAGCUAGAUUACCUAAGGUAACUUAUUAAAUGUGCCAAAAGUUGUAGGAAUUAAUAUUAAUGAAUUUACCUCAAUAACAAUUUAUUAUAACAUUUAAUAUAAAAUAAUAU